Molecule: messenger RNA, 462 nt
Organism: Chaetura pelagica (chimney swift)
Lineage: Eukaryota; Metazoa; Chordata; Aves; Apodiformes; Apodidae
Product: nucleoside diphosphate kinase A-like
Exons: 4
Coding region: 1-462 (153 amino acids)
Biological process (GO): CTP biosynthetic process; UTP biosynthetic process; GTP biosynthetic process
Molecular function (GO): nucleoside diphosphate kinase activity
Source: RefSeq, a predicted model, not a curated record
AUGGCCUCCAUCUCGGAGCGCACCUUCAUCGCCAUCAAGCCCGACGGAGUCCAGCGGGGACUGGUGGGAGAGAUCAUCAAGAGGUUUGAACAGAAGGGAUUCAAACUGGUGGCCAUGAAAUUUAUGCACGCCUCUGAGGACCUCCUGAGGGAACACUACAUUGACCUGAAGGACCGGCCGUUCUACGACGGGCUGGUGCAGUACAUGCACUCGGGACCUGUUGUAGCUAUGGUGUGGGAAGGUCUUAAUGUGAUUAAGACUGGAAGAGUGAUGCUGGGGGAAACUAAUCCAUUUGAUUCAAAGCCUGGCACUAUUCGUGGUGACUUCUGCAUUCAAGUUGGAAGGAACAUCAUUCAUGGAAGUGAUUCUGUAGAAAGUGCUGAGACAGAGAUCAAUUUGUGGUUCACUCCUGAAGAACUGGUUGAUUACAGAAGCUGUGCUCAUGAAUGGAUCUAUGACUAA